This is a messenger RNA of Blastomyces gilchristii SLH14081, 2586 nucleotides long. RefSeq lists its product as uncharacterized. The transcript is spliced from 2 exons. The record is from RefSeq and is a predicted model, not a curated record. NCBI's taxonomy places the organism in Eukaryota, Fungi, Ascomycota, Eurotiomycetes, Onygenales, Ajellomycetaceae. Bases 1344 to 2057 code for a protein of 237 amino acids.
GAAUUCGAACAAUAAUAAUUCUCCGAAUGAAGUAUGUACACACAUGGUGCCAGGAUGUGAAUUCCUCUGAACGCUCAGGGGAUCAACCGCAAACCACUACGAGAGACCCGCCCCAUCAUGCACCAAACAGCGGCAUUAACAGCCUUUUUCAAUGUGCACACUCAUCGCGAGGAGGAGGAAGAUGACUGGCCUGAGCUGGUGAGGGAAGCCGAUUCUCAGCAGAAAGCGGCAGGACAACUGUGAUAAGUUAAUUAAUAUUCAAUUGCCUAACACAAAUGCUAACCUUAACCUAAGCCCAGUACUCAGAAUUAUGAUCGUCAGGAGCUACUCAUGCGGCAUCAGCAUCCUUGUCCAUUCAAGCGACAGAAACAGGAUUCUUUGGCCGCUGCAGGCCAUUCGCUUGAACUCUGAUUCAAAGAAGCUUGUAUUCUUUUGUUCUACGCCGGCGUGCACACAGCCUGAUUCCAUUAUUGUUAUCAUUGGCUCUCAUGUCCAAGAGGCACAAUCGCACGUUGCAGGCCUUGGGUUUCUUUUAUUCCCAAAAAAAUGAAAAAUUCCAUAGUAUGAAGAACAAAUCCGCACUCUCCUUCAAAAAAGCAAAGCUCGGGAUCAAUAUGAUUGGCCCAAGAACCAUGAUAUGAUGCUUGACUUCCAUGUAUCAUGUCCUGCGUUUUUCUUUCUCGUUUCUUUUUUUUCUUUUUUCUUUUUUUUUACUUUUCUGCUAUCCCGCCAGUUUUGUGCGAGGUUACGUUGUGUGCAAUGAUUCGUCUUAUAUGGAUAAGAUGGAAAGUCUACUUGACUACUAAUCUGCCGCUCUUUUUGGAAAAACAGUAUGUCCUCAUGAUGGUGAGGGUAAAUUUACCCUUUCCGUUCGUGGAUGACUAUUAUUAUCCUCGGUUUUCUGUGGACAGGAACAGAAUAUAUCACAGCUAAUCAGAGGUUGGAGAGGGGAAUGCCUGUGCAGGGCUCUUCGCUCCGCAACGGUUUACAUGAUAACGUUGAUCAAGGGUUGUUGAUCACCAUUUAUUUUUGGAAUUUGCAAGUUUACUUUGUUUCAGGUGCGCCGUCGAUGUCACUCUUGUCACACAGGGGAGUGUUCCGUAUAUAAGAGACGGCCGGAAAGCCCCUCGACAUACUUCUCCCUUCAUUCGUCCUCUUUUUUAUUCCUCCCUUGUUCAUCCGGCAUACAGUGUUUCGUGGCGUAUCUGACAUUCCUUUUUAUCUUUCGAAAAGAAUACCACUCCUUUACAGCAACCAGUCCUUCAUUCGGAAUAUAACAUACGUAUAUACUCAUUUUUGAUUUUUGAAAGCACUUCGUUCAAUCCACUAUCACACCUUAAACCAUGAAGCUCUCCGUCCUCUCCGCCGCAUUUGCCCUUGCUGGCUCUGCUAUUGCCGCCCCAACUCCAAUUAUUCCAGGGCUCCCCAAACUUCCCGGUCUCGGGUCGUUGCCGUCUGUCCAGGGCAUUCCCGAUGCUUUGGUCGGCCAACUCGUCCCUUCAGUCACAAAGACCGUCAGCGCCGCUGGUUUGGGAUCGUUUUUGGGACCGCUCCAGGGGCUCCUGGGCGGAGAACUGGGAGGACUCCCGCUCCCACUCAAGGCCCGCCAGGACGUCGAGGCCGAGAUUAGCGGCAUGACCCCAGAGCAAGCUGCGCAAAUGAUCCAGUCCAUGAAUGAAAUCGCAUCCGCCCUCCAAGUUGACAAGGCCAUCGACGGCAAACUCCCCGAGGUUCCUAGCUUCUCGAAGGAGAAGCAGGAGCAGCUUUUGGGAGCCUUCAAGGCUCUCGUCACCCAGCUCGCCCCCUUGGCUAAGAACGGCCUGAAGGACAUUGCUCUCAAGCUUGACGCAAUUAAAGUCCCAGUUCAGGGUCUUACUGCUCGUGACCCUAUCAUUGGUGGUCUCCCGAUCGUUGGUGGCCUCCUCAAUGGCGGUGCCGGCGGCAUCCUCAGCGUUGUCGCUGGUCCCCUCAGUAUCUUGACCCAGGUUCUCGGGAUGGCUGGUGUCGCACCACUCCUCGGACCCGUCCUCUCCACCAUCAGUGGUCUUGGCUUGUAAAGGACUGAUCCCCUGUGCCCAACUUGAUAGCGACACUCGCAAGGUUUCGACUCAUUUCUGGCAGAGAAGUUCGUCCCACUAGCAAAGCUUUGAUUUCUGUACGAUCUGGCGCGCGGCGUAAUGGUUUCGACCAGAAGAAGGAAUACCCCAAAGAAACCCUCUUCAUUAUGCCACUAACCAUGUCCAUAUUCAAUUCUUUCUUUUCUUCUCGUAACUUGUUCCUAUUUCCCUCUCCCGGGAGGAGACUUAGCUAUCUAUUUUCAUGUAAAUUAAUUAUGGAACUGGCUUUGGCGGUUUAAUGAAAAACAGUUUGUUAGCUACAUAUUUUUGGUCUUCUUACUUGUCAUAUUUGACUCAUCCUCGGGAGUUUAUCUCGAACCAUCUUAAAUAUACGUUUGAUUUCCCCCCUGAAUUGAGGUUUGGUGCUUGGUAUCUUUAAUACAUCCCUCCUGCUAUUAUAUAUUAACGGAUGCUUUGUUUCUAAUAUACUCUGGGAUAGCCUGAAAGUUUAUCUGUAUGCGCACUUCUA